AUGGACUCGAAUAGACGCGAUGCCCGCGCGUCGUCGCAGCACAGUCGUGAAUCCUCGCCUCCCUCGCCCACCGACAACAGAUUUCCCGCCCGAUUCGAGCCCAUCACCGGACGCGAUGACGGCCUUUCCGAGAGCUUCCAGUCUACCGACACCGUUCGUCGAAGGUUUGAACCCAGCUACGGUACGACUCUGUCGCCAUCCCAGUCCACUCCUUCCCAGCUGCCCAUCGAAGGCACCCCGACCGAACUUGGGCACCACUCGCGAUCCGGCACCGGCCAGUCCAUACCCUCUGCCCGAUCUCCCAUGCCAGCACCCGAUCGAGGUCGAGGAAAACCACGAAAACCCCCCAUGAGCCGACGCCCUUCGAGCAACACCCAAGCUCCUCACAGGGGUGAGGUCUUUUCCGUCGACGAUGCCCUAGACGAGGUCGAGGCCGACCAGGCCGAGAGGAACACCAGCUACUCCAACACUGCCGCCUCGGUCAGGCGGCGCACUGCUGCUGCCACCCCAUCUCUGUCCCGAGUCCGGUCCCAUCGCGAAGCUGCCCACGAGGACACGCCCGACGAAACCGACCAGGAAGAGGCGCCGCACCCUGCCCAUCUCCCCCACGGCGGCCAUAUCGAUCCGCCCGAGGAUCAUGACCCCGGCGAGGAGGAAGACCUGGCGACCGUGCAGGGCGUUGACGACCAGGACGAGGAGGUCCACCACGAUGAGGACGAAGAUGACGGAGACCUAAGCGAUGCCGAGAGCUUCACCCUCAAGGACAGGCAGCAAGCCAUCAACGAGACACAUCCCUUCGGUAUCAGGCUAUGGAAGCCCGCUCUGUACAAGAAGGACCGCUCCGUGCAGAAGAACGCUGAAGGCGACAUCCACUCCUCGCCCGGCGGGAGGGUCAGCAACUGGCUGCUGUUUUUCAACCUCAUUUGGACGCUGUGCUUUGGCUGGUGGAUGUCCAUCAUAGCCUUCGCCGGUGCUCUCGUCUGUUUUCUUUUUGCUGCCGCUCCCAGCGGCAGAGAGUACGGGCGUGUGCUGUGGGGCCUGUCUGGCUAUCUUUUCUAUCCUUUCGGCAAGUUCAUCAGGCUCGAGCAGCAGGACAUGUAUCUGGAUGAAGACCAGGGCGAAGGCCGCAGCAUCAGCGAGUACGAGCAGUGGCAGAGUGGCGAUCUCGAGUAUGGCCGUCUCUUCUUUGGUCCUGAGAGGAACCGCUCCAUCAUCGGCCGUUCCCGACGAAGCAUCGACUCGGAGCCAAGCGAGACCGACAGCCUGUUGGGCCGCAUGCGACGCGGCGACCAUGCCGGCGACUCUGACCCCGACCUCCCUCGCAUCAAGAGGCGUCUCUUUGGCCGUGGACAGUGGAACAUUGGGCGCGUCAUCUUCUUCGUCUUCUUCUACGGUCUCGUCGCGCCGUCGCUCUUUAUCGUGUCGGGAAUCUGCUGGUUUUUGGUCUUCUGGAUCCCCAUGGGAAAGGUGACCAUGCUCCUGUUUGACCACCUCAGACGCCACCCCUUGGCCCUGUCGUUCGAGUCCGACCUGUCGUCCGCCAGGGCGCCUGCUGCUCCCCAUUCGUCCAUAAUCGUCUGCACCUACCGUGCCGUCGGCCUCAAGUACUGGAAGUACACUGUUGACGGCACCAACAUCUUCCUCAUCAACCUGAUGGCCGUCGUCCUCUUUGUCAUCUUUGACUGGCUUGUUCUGGAAGGCGUACUGCACAUCGACAUUUUCGUCACCUCACCGGCAUUCCUUUUCGUAGCUGGCCUGUUCUCCAUCAUCCCCCUAGCUUACUUCAUCGGACAGGCGGUGGCUUCCAUCUCCGCUCAGUCAUCCAUGGGUUUGGGCGCAGCCAUCAACGCCUUCUUCUCGACGAUUGUUGAGGUCUUCCUCUACUGUGUUGCUCUCCAGCAGGGCAAGGGCCAGCUUGUCGAGGGUAGUAUCGUCGGCAGCAUCUUCGCCGGCAUUCUCUUCCUGCCGGGCCUCUCCAUGUGCUUCGGUGCCAUCAAGAGGAAGACGCAGCGCUUCAAUGCCAGAUCAGCCGGUGUCACCUCGACCAUGUUGCUCUUUGCCGUCAUCGGCGCGUUUGGGCCGACUCUGUUCUACCAGAUCUACGGCACGCACGAGCUCAAUUGUCUCGACUGCGUCAACUUCGAUGCGGAGGAUAAGUCCACCGCGCGUGACUGUCGACGGUGUUACUUUUCCCAGGUCCCCGCUCUGGAUGACCGCUUCUACAUUGAGGCUGUCAGGCCUUACUGCUAUCUCGCCGCUGGCAUGCUGUUCCUCUCCUACAUCAUCGGGCUGUGGUUUACCCUCCGGACCCAUGCUGCCGUCAUCUGGAACACCGAGGUUGAGGAGAAGAAGCAGGAAGAGGUGCACACGCUGCCUCGGAGCUCCGUGAUGCCUUCUGUAGCUGAAGCCUCUGGCGCUGAUAUUCGCGACUCCCACCUCUAUAAGCGAAUCCUCGGUCAGUCACUCAAACAGGCAGGGCUCCAACCCCGGCUAGAUACCCUCAGUCGCCACGGCUCGGCUAUCAGCACCGGUUCCAUGUCGGGCCCUGCCAACGGUUCUCUGACACCGCAUGUCGUCCCGCCCAAGGCAGUGGACGCAGACCAUGCUCACACCGUGCACAUUCCCGGUCUAACUGACGCCCAGAACAAUGAUCUCACUCACCAGGUUGCCGAGAUAGCAGCUACGGCCGCCACGAUUGCUGCUCGGGACUCGUCGCACCCUCUGCACCACAACCGCCGCAUCUCCGCUCGCGAUACCACUACCCGUGCCGCACUCGGCACCCCGCGCCCCGUUCCCGUCCGCACCACCACGCUCCCCGACCAUGACCCCGCCGCUGAUCCGACGGCUACUGCCCACUCUGGUGCUGCAGCUCACGGCGGCCACGACGCGCCCAACUGGAGCCGGCUCAAGUCCUCGAUCAUUCUCAUGGGUGCUACUGUGCUCUACGCUAUCAUCGCCGAGAUCUUGGUCGACACGGUCGAUGUGGUUCUCGAGGGGUUUGCGAUCGAUGAGAAGUUCCUCGGCAUCACUCUGUUUGCGCUCGUGCCCAACACGACCGAGUUUCUGAACGCCAUCUCAUUCGCCAUGAACGGCAACAUUGCGCUCUCUAUGGAGAUUGGUUCCGCGUACGCGCUGCAGGUCUGCCUGCUGCAGAUCCCCGCUCUGGUGCUCUACUCGGCCCUCUCGCCUGGGCCCCUGACUUUGCCUCCCGACCUCGACCCCUCGCACUACACCUUUUCUCUCUUGUUCCCGCAGUGGGACAUGGUCACCGUCAUCCUCUGCGUCUUCCUCCUCAGCUACAUGUACGGCGAAGGGAAGAGCAACUACUUCAAGGGCAGCAUCCUCCUGCUGAGCUAUUUGGUCGUCGUGGUGGGCUUCUUCUUCAGCGGCACGUCCUCGGGCAUGGACACCAUCGGCGCAGCGGGUGGUCCGAGCCGAUUUGAUAGGAUGGGCAGCGACGGCAACUUUAUCUCGUUUAAGACGAUUGGGCGAUCGAAGAGUGGUGUUGCUUAUUGA
Molecule: messenger RNA, 3516 nt
Organism: Thyridium curvatum
Lineage: Eukaryota; Fungi; Ascomycota; Sordariomycetes; Thyridiales; Thyridiaceae
Exons: 3
Coding region: 1-3516 (1171 amino acids)
Biological process (GO): intracellular calcium ion homeostasis; calcium ion transmembrane transport
Cellular component (GO): endomembrane system; membrane
Molecular function (GO): calcium:proton antiporter activity
Source: RefSeq, a predicted model, not a curated record